GCCCCGCCCCCUUUCCGUUCUCCUCCAUAUUCAGAUCCCGCCCCAGUAGCAUUUCCCUCCUGAAAGGAGGGUGGGAAGGAGAGAGGAAGGUCAGAAGCAAGAGCCAGACUAGAAGCGAGAUUUUGUGGAAUCUACUGUCCACCCCUCGCUGAGCUGUUUGGCUUUCUGGGGAGGGAUAUUUUCAGGUGGUUGUUUUUUGGCACACCUCUGUUAAGCCUGUUGCCUUUGGCCAUACCCCUUGGGAAGUGGAAUGUGCGGACCCAGCUGAGCGAGGCGGAGUCGGGGCCGGACAAGGGCAUCAUCCGGUGGGCUCUGGAGCUGCUCCCCGCCUGCCUCCCCUUUAGUCCCACACGUGCGAACCAUCCCCACUCCUGAAGCUGCUCUGACCCCACCCCACCGUGUCUUCAGCUUAGCCCGAUAUGUAUGACCGAGCACCUCGGGAGACUACGCUGGCUAAUGUCACCAGCACUGACGUGCACGUGGGGCCUGGCUCCUAUCAGGUGGCCAAGAAGCACGAAGUGGCAGAUGGCUAUGCUCCAUUUCUUUCUUUGGCAGCUCGAGAAAGUACUUCUCUUGAGGAGGAUGCCCCAGGACCAGCUCACUACAAUAUUGCAAAGAUAAAGUACAAUAUAAAAGGAGGCCUGAGUCUGAAAAACAGAGAGGCACGGUUUAAGAAGUUUCGUUCAGAUAAUCCAGGACCUGGAACCUAUAAUCAGGCUUGUUUUGGAGCCUUGCAGAUAAUAAAUAGGACAAUGAAGGAUGUUAAACAGCGCUGUCUUUUGAAAGCUCCAAGAAUAUUUAAAGUUGCCAGAAAUCUGGAUGUACCUUCCAUUCCUUCCCCUGGACAGUCACAUGGUUAUUAUGUACAAGCAGACGGCUCUAUACUAAGACAGAGUCCACCUUUUGUUGAUAAAACACUGGGUCCGGCAUUCUACAAACCAUUAUUUGAUGCUUCAGAUUCAACUUUGAAAUACAAAGGAAUACAUUUUGGCAACCAGUCAGGAAGACGAGAUGUUCCGAUACUGGAAGGGCCUGGUCCUGGGGAGUAUGAUAUAGUUCAGGAAAGUGCACUGCAUUAUGAGAAUGUUAAUAUCAAGAAAGAAGAUAAAAUAAAAACUUGUCCUUUUCUCCCUCGUUAUCAUGAGGUAAUAGUACUACAAGAGGCAAAAAAGGGAGUACCAGGACCUGGGAGUUAUGAUAUUAAAAGGCAUUUUGGAGAUGUAGACGAUAUAACUAUAAAUGAAACACAUCCUGCUUUUCUUUCACAAUGUCAGAGAUUUGUACCUGUGAAAUCAUUCACUCCUGCUCCUGGUACAUAUGAUGACCAUCGAACAGCUCUUGAGAGCUUGAAGAAGUUACCAGGAACAAAAAGAACCCCCUUUGGUCGGACUUCUAUUCGCUUCACACCAGACUAUUGUCUCACGGCAACACCAGGUCCUGGGUGGUAUAAUAUUUUAAAAGGAAGUUCUCCAAUUGAGAAUUUAGAAAAUCAGAUAAUGCAGAGAAGAAAUAAAAGUGCAUUUGGAUCUUCUGCUCCUCGAAAAUUCUUUGCUAUUAAAGAAGAAGACUUUCCAUUUCCUGGGCCAGCUGAUUAUCAGAUUAUAUCAGUGCCUCAAGAUUCACUGAGGAGGUGUAAGGAAUCAGCUACCUUCAUGUCAAAAGUAGAAAGAAAACAUAAAAUAACAGUGGAUACUCCACCACCAGGCUACUAUGACAUUCAAAAAUCAUUUGACAAAUCAUAUGGCAAACCAAAAUAUAUGCCACCUCGCACUUGCAUGGCCAGAAAGAUGCAUAACUCUUUCCUAAGUUCAUCUCCUAGGAUUUUAGAUAUAAAGAAAGAAGGGCCAGGACCUGCUACAUACUAUCCAGUUCUCAAGACAUCUUCCAAAUUGUCCUUUUUUCCUAAAGAAGAAAGGCGCUUUUUGGAACCUAAGUAUCUUACUCCUGGUCCUGGGACUUAUAAGCUAAGUAAAGUUUUCAGAGACACUGUGCUUAAAGGAACGUUCAAUGCUACCCUAAGGAAUCCUUUAUUGACUCGGGUGGAAAAUGAAUGUAAGGACCACACGAUCAAAAUACAAUUCCAACCGGGGAGUAAACCUGCUUUUUAAAAUGUUUCUGAAUAGAUCCCCAAUGGAUAUGAGUAUAGAAGUAUCAGGAAAAGGGGUGAUUUAUUCAACGGAAGGAAAUAGCACAGCAACAAUGGAGGCUGGUCCCAAAUAGAUCCUUUAUGUUCUACACAAGAUAGCCCUGUGAUGAAGAGUGGAAUGCUGGGACUUGGGAAUAACUUGAAAUCAAGUCAGAAUUCAGACAUUAGCUGUAUUAAACCAGGGAAGUCAUUUAAUUUGUCUGCUUUUGUUUUCUCAACUAUAAAGUAGGGAUGAUAGGCAUAAUAGGCACUUAAUAAAUACUGAUUCCAUCCCUCCUUCCUUCCUUCCUUCCUUCCUUCCUUCCUUCCUUCCUUCCUUCCUUCCUUCCUUCCUUCCUUCCUUCCUUCCUUCCUUCCUUCC
This is a messenger RNA of Monodelphis domestica (gray short-tailed opossum), 2507 nucleotides long. The record is from RefSeq and is a predicted model, not a curated record. Lineage: Eukaryota; Metazoa; Chordata; Mammalia; Didelphimorphia; Didelphidae.